Neurospora crassa OR74A is the source of this 2536-nucleotide messenger RNA. RefSeq lists its product as hypothetical. Bases 991 to 1485 code for a protein of 164 amino acids. Lineage: Eukaryota; Fungi; Ascomycota; Sordariomycetes; Sordariales; Sordariaceae. The transcript is spliced from 2 exons. The record is from RefSeq and is a predicted model, not a curated record.
CUUCAGUUCCUUCGUUGGUGACAGUGACAGUGCGCAGCGCACCUUCUCAAUGGCAGGCACUGCAAUGAAAAUGUGCUGAUUUGUGUGCCAGCAGGUACGUAUCCCUGCCCCUUCUCAUUUCCCUCCCGUCCUUGCGUGAACCGAUUGGAAGUUUGAUGCCUGCGCCUGGGUGAGUGAACCUGGCCCGGGCCCUGGUUUGUACCUGCCCGUUGCCCGCUAAUAGGUGUCAUUGCUACUCCCCCACUGGCUCUUGAAACUCCAACUUUUUACUUGCUUGCUCUUGUCGUUGCUCCUUCGUCUUGUCGUCCGUCCCUUCUUCCCGCUCUCCUCAUGCAAUACCUGGACCUAUCUCUCCAGGUAUCGUCAUCCCCAUCCCUUCACCAGGUGGGUGUUCGACGACAUCGACGACGGCGACAACGACGACCAAGGCCCUUCCCUUCACUUCCCCUCCCAGAUUCACCGCUAUCCGCUUAUCGUGACUCUCGCCUGGAGUGAACCUGGUCUCGUGCAACUUCUCCUCAAUCGGUCUUCCUUGCCUCCAGGAUCAACCACCGAGGUGAUCUUAAUACGGGAAAUCCCUAUCCCUCUUUCCCUUGUCUUCAUUCUUGUCACUCAUCUCCCCAUCGUCGUGUCUGUCCUACCUACCUACCUAUCUACCUCUACACUUCGACCACACGUGGUAGAGAGAUUGUUUGCUGGGGAUCCUUCUUUUGGUCUCUCGAUUCAUUUCACGCCAGUCGAUCGACGCUCGAGUCGAACCACAUAUCGAGAUAUUACGACCUGUUUGAUUGCCAUUUCGGGUAACGCUUCACCGUCAUAUAUCCCUAUCACGCUCGCGGACUAGCACCGUCGGCGACACACCAAUAUCGACAUUAUCCAGUCCAACCGACCACUAGGUUUUACUCGUCUAGCCAGCUAGCCUUCAACCACCACCCCAGUCCUUCCUCUCGUCUACUUGACCCUUGCCAUCGCCCACUCCCGCUUCCGAAGAUGGCGUCCCUCGUCGAACAUGAGCGGAACAAGGCCGGCCUGCACCUUGAGACCACCACGACCCGCCUCGAGCCAAAGACUUCCCGAGAUACCCUCAUUCCAGACGGCCUCUCUCCCAUGGUCGAAAAGAACAUGACAUUAUCGCGCCCCUCAGACGUCUCUACCCCCUACAGCGCUCGUGCCAAUCCCUUCGACUCCGACAUCGAAGCCAUGGUCACCAAUGAAACCUGCGUCAAGAAGACUACAACAACAAAGGGAGCCACAACAGAGUGCCAGGUAUGGCCCGGUCAAGACCACUGGAAGCAGAAGGCAAAGGAUGCCAAGAUGACCCGUCACACUUGCAACUGUCUGGCACAAAUGAGCAAACGCAACCGCAUCAUCGUCAAGGUCAUGAUCGGCUUGCUCGUUAUUGGUCUUGCCGUUGGCGUCGGCUUUGGCGUCAGCAAGCCGCUCGGUGCCGGUAUCUGGAAGAGCGAGAGGCAGAAUCAAAAAUAACUGGACCACCUCUGGGACACCUGGGUGCCGCCUUCUCGUUGAGAAUCUUUUGGUGGAUCCCGCACAAUUGCCCAAUAUGCGCAUCAUGAGGAUGCCGCGACUACAAAGAGGAUGCCUUCAUAGCCCUCUGUUUGACAACCCUACCCGGCCCGCAACAGCCUGCCAACAUUUUCCUUUGUCUCUUGUCUGCCAUGUCUUGGCAGGCUGCAUAAUCGCCCUGCUUUUUGGUCCUUCAAGCGGUUACGGCGUUAAAAUGACUUUAUAUCCUUCGUGCUCGGUCGGUCAUAGAACGCGACACAUGCGGAUGGCGUUGGACGGAGUUUAGUUCGACUUGUUUCGAUAUGGCGAAAUGGAUUUUGGCAACUACAUCUAUUCUUCUUGAUGCAAAUGGUUUGGGAAAGAAAGAGAAGGGAUAUUGAGGGGUUGUCAUGAUACAUCUUCAAAAGGAAGAACGUGAAGGAAAAGCAAUUGGUACAUGAUAUAUGCAACGCAAGGGAGAAAAGGGAUGACGAGGAAGCUGAAUGGAGCGGGGGUUGAAGACUUGGGUCACUGGGCUGGACCUGGACGAUGAUGGGAACAUGACGGAUUUUCCCAAAGCAUUGCAAGACUUAAUUCAGCAUCAGAUAUGGUUAUGGAUGCAAAUCUGAGGAGUGAGUCAGAAAGGCUCAUGCAGCUUGUAUCAGUUGUUGUUGUUGUUGUUGUUGUUGUUGUUGUUGUUGUUGUUGUUGUGGUUGCUUCAGUUAGUGUUGCGAUUUGUGGAUGACUAAUGACAAUGGGUGCCCUUGUUGGUAUGCUUGGGUGCUUUGCUUCCCUGGUAUACUGUUCUCGUUCCGUCGACCUUGUCAUGUUAUUGUCGGCUUAGAUGGCUUUGCGAAGAUCAUGACUUGUUUGUAUCACUUGUAAACUACUUGAUAUCGUUCUAGACGGCAUAGGGGCAUAUGUAUGGCUAAGACAUGGAUACAAUGGGUGCAUGGAAGACAAAAGACGGUUACUACAUCUGCCAAGGGUUCUGCUGUGGGUAUCCCCCAAUCCAUCAUUAUUAACAGUCUCA